GGCGGCGCUGGCGGGCCCCUCCCCUUCUGUGCCGCUUGCUCCGCGUUGGCACCGCACUCUCCAAAGCUGCUCGCUUGCUACUCCCGCCGCCGCAGCUGUAUGGUCCAGCGCCGCUCCGCCGCCGCACCCCCUCCGCCAGCUCCGCGGCCUCCAGCGCCUCCAGCUCCUCCUGGUUCUGCUCCUCCUGCCCCCGGCGGUGGCGCCCUCACCCCGGCUGUAUGAUCAGGCUACAGUCUUCAAUGAGUAACCAUAUUCCUCAGUUCUGUGGUGUUCUUGGUCACACAUUUAUGGAGUUUCUGAAGGGCAGUGGAGACUACUGCCAGGCACAGCACGACCUCUAUGCAGACAAGUGAACUGUAGAAAUUCAUUACUACUCCACCAAGAAGCCCCCCUAAGAGUGAUUUAACCAGAAUAAGAAGUGUUGAAUAGAAAUUGGCAGAGCAUUUGACAAGGAGUUGAGACCUGGAUGGGGUAAACCUCAGCGCACUGCCUUCUUGCCUCAGUAUUACUGGAUUGAAGAAUUGCUGCUUCUUGUUAGGAGGUUCAUUUCAUUUCCCAUUGCUCCCAAUUUCAUACUUGCCAGCACUGAAAUUUUUCAAGUGGAGUAUAGUGAAGUAGACUUCAGUAUCACUACAUUAUUUCUGUAUUAGAAUUUUUUAAUCCUUUCACAAUCUUGUUGCAUGUUUUUUAACUAAAUUAAUAUGGCACGAAUGAACCGCCCAGCUCCUGUGGAAAUCACCUACAAGAACAUGAGAUUUCUUAUCACACACAAUCCAACCAAUGCAACCUUAAACAAAUUUAUAGAGGAACUUAAGAAGUAUGGCGUUACCACAGUGGUAAGAGUAUGUGAAGCUACAUAUGACACUGCACCAGUGGAAAAAGAGGGCAUUCAGGUUUUGGAUUGGCCAUUUGAUGAUGGUGCUCCACCGUCCAACCAGAUUGUUGAUGAUUGGCUAAACCUCGUGAAAGUUAAAUUCCGUGAAGAACCUGGUUGUUGUAUUGCUGUGCACUGUGUUGCUGGUCUUGGGAGAGCUCCGGUGUUAGUUGCCCUUGCGCUGAUUGAGUGUGGAAUGAAGUAUGAAGAUGCAGUGCAGUUUAUAAGGCAGAAGCGACGUGGAGCCUUCAAUAGCAAGCAGCUUCUGUAUUUGGAGAAAUAUCGUCCCAAAAUGCGCCUGCGUUUUAAAGACUCCAAUGGUCACCGAAACAACUGUUGUAUUCAGUAAAGCCAGGCUGUCUGUGCUUUGAAGGUAGAAGAUGGAAAUUUGAAUUGGGCAAACUACAUACAGAAAAAUGUGUAGGGCUGAUAAAUAGGCUAAAUGAAGCUUCCUUAGGAGCCUUUAUAGGCUAAAAGUAUGGCAGAAAUGCAACUUGUCUGUGUAGGUUAAUAUCUACCUGUUUGGAGAACUAGUAAAUGUUUUGCUGUAUGCUGUCUCUGAAAUGUCUUUGUCAUAAUUUGUAUCAAUUGAGCUAUCUUUGAAUCAUGUAGUUAAGUUUAAUUCAUCUAUUUCCUAAUAAUAUCUGUCACAGUAUGAAGUGUAGAGAGGUUAGGUGCCAAAAAACCCAGCACAAUAUCUAUUUUUUUUCUGUAAAUUAGUGUAGUUCUUGUGAUGCAUGAACUACAAUCAUCUGGAC
Pelodiscus sinensis (Chinese soft-shelled turtle) is the source of this 1632-nucleotide messenger RNA. Lineage: Eukaryota; Metazoa; Chordata; Testudines; Trionychidae. The record is from RefSeq and is a predicted model, not a curated record.